UAUUGAUACGGUCCUGCCAUAUUGGGAAAUGGAGUAAUGUCAUAAUUUGGACUGUGAACAUGAAUUUACCGUUUUGAACAGGAAUUUAAAUUUUUUGACAGUGACUUUAGAGUGAAUUGGGGACAUGUGUUAAAACAUGAAGGAUUUAACCUCUCUGCUGUAUCUCACAGCAUUCAUUUUCUCAGUGACAGUUAAUAUAUCGCAGGGAUACCGUUCUGGCAUUUCUAAACCGUUUCCAUUAGGAACCAUUGGCUGUCUUGUUGCUAAUGUUUGUGGACCCGAAGAAGUCUGUGACGAUGACAAAUUAUUUGGCAGCUGUCGCUCAAUUGGUCGAAUAAGUCUGGGAGUAACCUAUGACCUCAGCACUACUGAACUUGAACAAGUGGAGGCAGAAUUACAACAACUGAAAGAUGAUGGUUUCACAUGGAGUGAUGCCUUCACACAAUGCAUUCUACAAAACACCCUCCUCGCUUUCGCCAGAAGCGAAAGUAUCAACCUAAAGGAGUUCUGUGAAUUUGUGCUUACAAAAGAAAGAGAUUCUGAGUGGUCGAAUGAUGCCCGAAAUGAAAUUGCAGCAGUAUUAGAAAAACUCCUGGAAUCCAGUGAGGGUGACAAAAGCCCACAUUUCCAAUCCAGGGCAGAUGACUCAAACUUUUCCUGGGACGAUUUACAAACAAAUUCCGAUAAACGUGAUGAAAUUGUGGAAGUACACAAAUACUUUGAUCAAUCAAAAGGUUUAAAAAGGGACUCCUAUUCUGAAUAUAAUGACAUACCUUACAACUACCUCAGCAACAAUUCUCCUGAUACAGAGGUAGAAAGUAGUAGAUUAGGUAAUAGAGAGUUUGAGAACCCUGAGGAAAUUCAAGCCUAUUUAAGUCUACUUGACAGAUUGUCUAAUUCAGCUAAAUCUUCCGAAUUUGAUCAAUCUGCCUAUCCUCAGAGCCAGACUAAAAGUAAUGCAGAAGAAGUUGGUUUAGAAGCUUCCAUGAGUGGUGGUACGGGUGGUCAUGGUUAUGAAGACUCAUUAGAUGAAUCGGAGAACUCUGAUGAUAUUAAUAUUCCAUCGCAAUCUGACAGUGAAGAUCUAACAGAGGGAGAUGAUGAAGAUAGGGAAGUAAAAGAAGAUGAAUAUUUGUCCAUCUCACCACCAGAUGAAAAGGCUUUAGAAGAACUUUUAGCAGGCAACAUUGACCCACAUGAUAUAGAGAUGAACCAGUUGAAACGGCUCAUGAACAUCGUAGAAAUCAUGGUUAAACAGCUGGAUGAUGAAGAACAACAAGAGACUAGAUCAUCAGAAGAAGAUAUUUUAACACCAGAUUCAGACACUGCCAUAGAGGUGCCCGUAGUUGUUCCAGAAGAGACAGUCAUUACUGCUAAUGGCAAAGAACCUGUUGUCAUUAACAGUGACAGUGACAUUCCAGUUGAUAAAAAAGCAGUGGAAAAAGAGCCGAUAGAUGAGAAUCCAGAAGAUACAGAAGCGGUAACAUCUGCUAGGGAUGUAGUUGAUAUGAGAUAUGGCUACAUAGUACUAGAUCAAAAUGUGGAUGAAGUAACAGGUGGACGAUUUCUACAACAGUUUUUUUCUGUUAUCAACCUUCCAUUCUCUGACUUAGAUGAGAUUCAAACAUCUGUCAAUAAAAUAACCUUUAGAGUUCAACCAAACCCUAAAUUUAAUGCUUCUAUGGUUGCCGCUGAAGCAGACGAUGAAAAGAUCAUAGAACAACUCCAACAAGCAACUGGUCUCAAGAUUACUAAAGCUGGUAUUGGAAAAAAUACGAAUCAAGUUGAAUUGAAGAAAGAUGAGAAUAAAUAUGUGGUUCUCACCUUUAUUCUUGUUGGUUGUAUUGCUGGAAUCUUACUUGCUGUUGUUGUCAUCUACUUAAUUAAACGUCAGUCCCGAUCCAAAGAAAAACUGGCGGAACUUGCCGAUAACGCAGAGGGAAACGAAGCCUCCAAAGACUAUCAGGACUUGUGCCGUCAACGCAUGCAGAGUAAAUCUUCUGAGAAACCUGAACCUCUACACGCUGCAUCUCGUAUUGGAAGUGUCUCUGAUCAAGUGAGAAGUCCUUCAAGUAGGAGUAGCACCUCUUCUUGGAGUGAAGAACCUGUCCCAUCAAACAUGGACAUCUCAACAGGACAUAUAGUCCUCUCUUACAUGGAAGAUCACCUAAAUAACCAAGAUCGUUUGGACACCGAAUGGGAAGCUUUGAGUGGUUACGAGGCGGAACCUUCAAGUACCAAGGUGGCUACCGACGCCUCCAACAUGCGUAAAAAUCGCUAUGGUGAUAUUCUACCCUAUGACCACUCCCGAGUUGUCCUGUCAUCAGCUGCUAAUGUCUCCAAUUCUGAUUACAUCAAUGCCAAUUUUAUUACUGAUCAUGAUCCGAGAAAUCCAGCUUUCAUUGUUACCCAGAGUCCUCUACCACACACUGUGGCUGAUUUUUGGCAGAUGGUAUGGGAACAAGGUAGUGUUGUAAUUGUUAUGUUGACCAAACUAACUGAAAACGGAACUGCUAUGUGUCAUCGUUACUGGCCAGAAGAGGGAAGUGAUCUGUAUCAUAUAUAUGAGGUUCAUCUGGUGUCUGAACAUAUCUGGUGUGAUGAUUAUCUGGUCCGUAGUUUCUACCUGAAGAAUCUCCAAACUAAUGAAACAAGAACUGUCACUCAAUUUCACUUCCUCACCUGGCCUAAUCUUGGCGUACCUGGUUCCAUCAAAGCUCUUCUUGACUACAGGCGAAAAGUGAACAAAUCGUUUCGGGGACGUUCCUGUCCUAUUGUUGUACACUGCAGUGAUGGUUGUGACAGAUCUGGUACUUACAUCCUUAUUGACAUGGUACUCAAUCGUAUGGCCAAGGGUGCUAAAGAAAUUGACAUGGCGGCUACCUUGGAACAUAUUCGUGACCAGAGAAUGUCCAUGGUUAAAACCAAGGAACAAUUCCAGUUUGCUCUGGCUUCAGUUGCGGAAGAAGUACACGCCAUCUUGAAGGCUUUACCACAGUGAACAAGGCACACUGUUUGACCAAUCCAAUGUUGUUUAAUUUAAUUUAGCACUAGGCCAAUCAUCUGCUAAAUGACCAUAUAUGGUUGUCAGGAUGUAAUGUCAAACAUUAUUAAAAGUGUUUUGAAUGAAGACAAUCUGAAUCUAAAGUUUAUAAAAACCUGUAUUGACAUAUUCUCCAAUUUGUUUGGAGUCAGUUGUACAUGUUGAGAUCUGUAUUCUGUCAAAAUUUGUACCUGGAUAUAGAUUUUAGAUUGGGGUUUUCUGCUUUCAAACUCCAUUCAAUAUGUUCCUCUGCAUUCCAAGAAACAGCUAUUGUCAAAAUACAUUCCAUUUAUUGUAACCCCAUGUGUUUCCUCCUCAAACAAUCUGGUAACCAUGACAACCAUGACAACCAUUAAAAUACUACAAUAGUUGCAACUUCAACUUACAUUGUAGGCAUAAAUUCCCUCAGUAUUAAGACAAACGAAUAUCCUCUCAUGAAAGAAUAAUAUUUUUAUUCCUGUUCGAAAAACCAUAAGGAUCCAUCAUUUCUUGUUAUACAGUAACUUAUAUAGUUGGGGAGGGGGCCUGAAGACAUGUCCAAUUACAGAUAUACUUAACUAAAAGAACCUGGUUUUGGGAGCAUUUAACAUUUUACGAUUCCCAUAUCAGUUUUUAAAAUCAAUUGAGUCAUUUAAAUAUUUUGCACCCCCUUCCCCCUUGGAAAUCGUUCCUCAUACACAUAGUUAAAAAGAUAGAUUUUUCUCCUUUAUAAAGCAAUUAAAAAGUUCAUCUCGGAGUACUAGUACUUUUUUAAUUUUCUUUGAAAAAUUAGGUCCUAAAAUAUAUUUCGAUAGUUCUAAAGGAUCAAAUGGUGUAUGUACUUAAUAAAAAUAACUUUAUUUUUAUUUAAUUAUUAAAAAUUGAUUUCCUUUUGAUGGAUUUUAUUUUUUACAUUUUAUCAAUAUGUAUAAAUUCAGAAAAAAAAUGAUUUUAAUGUGUAAAGUAUUGUGUAGGGAUAAAUUUUAAGUGAAACAUAUAAUGAUACUUUUCAAAAACCCGAGGAACAAAUAAUAAGAAUUUUGGUAUGAUUAAAAACAUAUAAUGAACAAAUCGAAGAAAAAAAUGAUUGCAUCAAAAAUUAAACUAUAGCAAAGCAGCAUCAUUAGAGUCUUUAAGUGCUAAAACAUUAAUUUGUUUUGAAAAAAAGGUCCUAGGAAAAAUGAAUAUAAUCACAUUAAAUUUUAAAUUUAGUGAAUGAUUUGUUGUUAUAAGAUAAUGCAAAUCAGAGACAAUUUAAAUUAAUAAUUAUAUUUAAGGUGAAAUUUUUGGAAUAGAAAAUGUCCAAUCAACCUUAAUAAUUAUGAUUUUGUUAGCUAAACAAAUUAGUAAAAUAUUAUUUCAGAAUAGUCUGUGGACAUGAAAAAAAAAAAAGUAAAUCCAUUUUUCCUGGGACUUUUUUUAAAUCAGAAAGUUAAUAGUUGUAACAAGGCUGUUUCUUGCUUGAGAAUUGAUAUUAUUAGAUUAUUAGUCAUAUAAAAUGUGUGUCCCCACCCAUCCCCACCCCCUCCCUUGUCUUGCCCUCUUAUUUACAUCACCCCACCUAGUAUAUGAUAGUAUGUAUUUUUAUUUUAUAAAAUUAUUUUAUUGUAAAUGCAUAAUAUCUAUACAAAAACAAAGUUUAUGUUUAUUGUGUUACUGUUUUGUAUCCAAACUACAAUUUAAAGUAUACAAAAAACUUUCUAAAUCAAGAAAUUCAAAUUAAUAUUAAUGGAAAUUUCGAACCUUUUCAGACUCUUAAACAGGAUAACUUGGGGUUUUGUGUAAGAUAAUUAAUUUUUAGAUCAAUUCCCAAAUGUAUUCCUAGCUUCCAUUUGUUUCAAUAUUAAAUAUGAAUAUAUAUAUGUCUAUUUAUGUAUAUAUUGUCUUCACUUCUGUUAUUUAAAAUGUCUAGUCAUUAAAUAGCUGAUACUGUUAUCGAAAUAAAAGCAUCCAUUAUUAGAAAUCCUAUAGUAAGAAAACACACUUAGUGACGUAACAGAAACAUCAAUCAUGGUUUGGUUCAAUGGUCCUAAAGGUUUCUAAACUUGAGAAAAUAAACACUUUUGGGGCCUUAGAAUAUGUGAUCUUUGUUUUUCAAAUAAAGUUGAUAGGGAUCUUAAUUCUGUUACGUCACUUUUGAAAGAAAUAUUUUAUGUACUGUACUGUAAAACAUGGAUUUAUUUUUUGUACUAGAAGAGAGCACAGGACUGGGCAUGGGUUGCAUUAAAUGACAUUUUUACAAUGUCAUGUUAAAUUACAUUCACCUUGACCCGAAACCUGUUCAAGACCAUUACCAGGGUCAUUAUUAAUUUGUCAUGAUAACCAAAUAAUCAAUUUUAUGAAGUGACCAAUUCAAACUGACAGUGUUACUUUUGGCUGAUAAUGUGGUUGUUUAUUUAUAAACUGCAGAAAUGAAUUUAAUGGCACAAUGUUGUAACAAAGUUGAUGGUACAAUGAUUCAUGUUUUACCGUAUCAGUGCUUUACAUAUUUUGAUUUCAUUCAAAACGUUAAUUUUUUCAUAAUUCAAUUUAUUACCUUUGUAGUAAAAUCCGAGCUACAAGCCUGCCAUUGUGUUUUUUUGUUUAAAAUACAUUUACAAUUUUUGAAUGCAAUUUAGAUUUAAUACAGUAUAUGCAUGAGAAUUAUUACACAAAUUUAAUUUGAAUGAACAAUCAAUUGAAUUUACUUCAGAUUUCAAUAUAUUUUUUAAUUGAUAACAUAUUGAAGAAUUUUAAUAAUCAAAAUAUUGUUGAUAAUUAUGAUGUAAAUUUACAAAUUUUAUUAUGAUUAAUUAACAGUUGUUAUACAUGUAUUUUUAAAAAUUUAUAAUCAUUUUUGGUUCUUUGAAAUAUAUUCUCUUAAUUCUGUUAGUCUAAUCUACUUAAAAAGAGAAUCAUAGUAAUACAGGUAAACUAAUGAGGUUGAUCAUGGAUUUGUUUAAUUCCAAGUUUUUGAUUGCAUAUUCCUGUUAUGAUUAAUGUAUGAUUCAUAUGAUUGUUUACUUCAGGGAUAGCAAAGAUUUUUUCUUCACUGCUCCUUCAAUCCCUCUGGUGAAUAGAAAAUGAACUCUUGGGGUUUUUUUUGUAUUUAUCUAAUUUUUUGGGUAUUUAUCAACAAAACUGAUCGAUUAUGUAUUUAUCUAUGAACAAAACUGAUCAAUUAUUAUUUACAGUUAUACAUGAAUAUUGUAUUUUUAAUCAAAAAGUAUUUAUACUUAAUAUUAUCCCUUUUUUAUUUUUCAAAAAAAUGUUAUAUUUUCUAAUAAAGUUAUCUCCCCUUCAUUGAGCUAGUUUGACCAAUUUAAGAAGGCCCAUUGCACCAUUACAUUUUAAAUGGAGAAUGAAAACAAUCUGGAAUAAAAAAAAAAAUAAACUUAAGAAACCAUCCACCUAUUAUAUUGAUCGAUUUUUCACUUUAAAAUAUGGUUAAUUAAGGUCCAACAGGGGAGAUAACCAUGGUUAGCGGAUGAUCAGGCAACAGUACUUAAUUUGGUACAUUAUGUUUCCAGUCUUCUCAGCUCUAUAAAAAAAAUGAAGUGCUUAUCAUAUAUUACAGAUUUAUAUUAAAUAAUUUUGUUAUGUUUGAAUUUUUCAAAGUAAUUAUAUUAUAUACAUUGCGUAUAUACAUGCGAUAUACGUAUAUAUUAGAGUUAUCUUCUCUCUGUGUAAAAAGGAUGCUACUGUGAUUUUUUGUGUCAAAUUGUCUAUUUAUUCAAGAAAAGCUGGUUUAAUUCUGACCAAAAUUAUUAUAUUUAAUGUUAAAUAAUGAUAUAAAUAUUAUAUACACAUAUAUAUAUCUAUAAAUAUAUAUUUAAUUGUGUUUUACCCUAUGUUGUUUAUUAUAGUGUUGUAAAUGUUGUAAAGAUCAUGGGGCUGAGAUCAUUUAAACUCAAUGAAGGCCAUGUUUGAUGGUAGUCAAUUUUAAGUCAGAUUUUAGUCUCCAGUAUUAAAUUUACUUUUCUCUGAAAGGAGUUCAAAAUGAAUAAAUAUUGUUUUCUUUGGCAUUCGUUUCUCAAUUUCUGGAAUGUGGAAUCCAAGAUCUUCAAAAUUAUGUUGUAAUGAUCAACAAAACUGUUAUAUUUAGAUAAACUAAGAUGAAUUGAAUUGACUACAAUUACGGAGUCUAAGUGUAGUUUAUAUGUAAUGAUCUAUUAGAAUCAUACUAUUAAACCUAUUACAUGUUAUACUAAAUGUAAACCAUGGUCUCUCUACUUCUAUCAAAAUAAAGUCAUGGGCCAAGUUGCAACUGUUUAA
Messenger RNA from Patella vulgata (common limpet), 7276 nucleotides. Its product is annotated as receptor-type tyrosine-protein phosphatase N2. The record is from RefSeq and is a predicted model, not a curated record. NCBI's taxonomy places the organism in Eukaryota, Metazoa, Mollusca, Gastropoda, Patellidae. Gene Ontology annotation, biological process: protein dephosphorylation. Gene Ontology annotation, molecular function: protein tyrosine phosphatase activity. The transcript has 23 exons. Bases 137 to 3001 code for a protein of 954 amino acids. Gene Ontology annotation, cellular component: secretory granule.